Molecule: messenger RNA, 1916 nt
Organism: Trichechus manatus latirostris (Florida manatee)
Lineage: Eukaryota; Metazoa; Chordata; Mammalia; Sirenia; Trichechidae
Product: beta-1,3-galactosyl-O-glycosyl-glycoprotein beta-1,6-N-acetylglucosaminyltransferase 6
Exons: 3
Coding region: 645-1916 (423 amino acids)
Biological process (GO): transforming growth factor beta receptor signaling pathway
Cellular component (GO): membrane
Molecular function (GO): acetylglucosaminyltransferase activity
Source: RefSeq, a predicted model, not a curated record
AUGGACCAGGCACCAUGCUGAGGACUUUAGAUAAAAACCCAUUAAGACCAGGCCCUGUAUAAUGGAGCACUCUAACUUCUUUUGAGAGGACAGAAAUCUGGAAGGAUUCUCCUUCUUAAAUGGUUGAGAGUGAAAGCUAGAUGGCAAAUUGCUAGAAGAUACUCAGAUGGGCAUACUCAGGAAGUUAGCCAAAGAGGAGAAGGUACAGAGAGGUAUGUAACUAGACACAAUUAUGACAGAUUAGCUGAUUCAACAAUAGAAACAGGCAACAGGAAUUAACCCCCUCCCCCACCUCCCCAGUUACAAAGAGCCAGCUAAGAGAGAAAGGAAGGGUGUGUAGCAUUGAGUGGCCUUGGUAACUCGGACUGUAUGUGAAUGUACUGCCAAAAAAAAAAGGUCAGAAUAUACUCAGAGCAAGAACUUAGAAGUAUUGCAAAAUGAUGCUCAACCAGAGAAUGGCCUGGAAUCAAAAUACAGGAGAAAAAUAGGCAGACUGGAUCUGGAAAGGCAAGUGCAACUGAUAGCCUGGCCAAAAUCUAGAUACUUCUAAAGAAGUGAAAUAUUUGGGGAAUUGAUUUUUUUUUUUUAAACCUUAAAGAAGGAUUCUAUACCUGUAUUCCUACUCCAAGGAGUCAAAAACAAAAAUGAAGUUUUGGAGAUACUAUCUUUGUAUCAUCACUACUCAGAUUAUAAUCAUGGUCACAGUAUUGUACAACAUUCAAGAACAUCAACCAAACAUGGGUCUAACGGAGGACAUAGAUGGUAAAGACCAAACCCUUUCCUUAUCACAAGCCUGCAGUGCAGCCCUGGAUGAGAAGACAGUGGGUACGUUGACAAACGCAUUAUCUACAACGUUUGGAAUAGAUCAUUGCCCUUACUAUGUGACAGAAAACCACUAUAUCACAGCUCCUUUGUCUAUAGAAGAAGCUGCAUUCCCUUUGGCAUAUGUAAUGACCAUUGGUCAUGAUUUUGAUACAUUUGAACGACUCUUCCGAGCUAUUUACAUGCCUCAAAAUGUCUACUGUAUUCACCUAGAUCAAAAGGCUUCAAAUAAAUUUAAACUUGAUGUGGAACAAUUAAUCGAGUGCUUCCCAAAUGCUUUUAUAGCCUCAAAGUCUGAGUAUAUCAUUUAUGGGGGAAUAUCCAGACUCCGGGCUGAAAUGAUCUGCAUGAGAGAUCUUCUAGCUUCAGAUGUGAACUGGAGAUACCUCAUUAAUAUGCGUGAUAACGAUUUCCCCCUAAAAACGAAUAAGGAGAUAGUUCAGUAUUUGAAAACACUGAAGGGGAAAAACGUUACCCCUCGUUUAGUGUCCAUUCAGAAAUCUGCUGAAAGAAUCAAAUACGUCCAUGUAGAGCAUAGAACCAGAACACAGUCUUUAAUCCUAAAGAAACGUAAAAAGAAGAACUCACCUCCAAAUCAGCUUAAAAUCCACUUUGGUUCAGCUUACGUUGCCCUAACAAAGGAAUUUGUUCAAUUUGCUCUUUUUAAUAAAAUAGCCAUUGAGUUAUUCCAGUGGUCCAAAGAUACAUACUGUCCAGAUGAACAUUUCUGGAUUACACUUAACAAUAUUCCAGGUGUUCCUGGAUCUAUGGCACAAGGAACCUCAGAUAUGAGUCUUAGAGCUGUGAAGUGGAUUUUCCAGGAAAAUAUUCAUAAAGGCUGCCAUGGCCACUAUUGGCAAGAUAUGUGUGUCUAUGGGCCUGGUGACCUAAAGUGGCUCUAUAACUCUUCAAGCAUGUUUGCUAGCAGAUUCGAGUUGGGGAAAUACCCACUUACGGUGGAAUGCCUGGAAUUGAGGAUUCGAGAGAGAGCCCUAAAUCAGAGUGAAGUCCCAGCGAUACUAGAAUGGAAAUUUUUCCCACAUUACAGCUACUUUAGAGAAGAUAGUACAAAAAAAACAAUAAAAGACCAAUAG